This is a messenger RNA of Oryctolagus cuniculus (rabbit), 1966 nucleotides long. RefSeq names its product leukotriene B4 receptor 2 (gene LTB4R2). Gene Ontology annotation, cellular component: plasma membrane. Gene Ontology annotation, biological process: neuropeptide signaling pathway. Gene Ontology annotation, molecular function: G protein-coupled peptide receptor activity; leukotriene B4 receptor activity. Lineage: Eukaryota; Metazoa; Chordata; Mammalia; Lagomorpha; Leporidae. The record is from RefSeq and is a predicted model, not a curated record.
CUCAGCAGAGCCAGGAGACUGAAGACAGGCAGUGAGAGCCGCUGGGACAAUGAGUUGCCUGCAUCACCUGCUCUGCCGAGUGCAGGCCGCAGAGGCCAGAGAACAAAAGUGCGGGGAAAGGAGGGCUGGAGGACUGGGCAGGACUGGGCAGGGCUGGGCGGAGGCAGGAGGGCAGAAGCAGGAGCCAUGCUCAGGCAGCAGCAGAGUACCCCUUCUCCCUCCCCAGCCAGGGAAGCUUGUGUGUGCCUCUCCGGCUUAGCCUGUUUCCUGGGGAGGCAGGCUCCUACAAGCCUGCAUGUGUAAGCCAUGGGAGGGUGCAGGAUGAGGGAUGAGCCUCAUCUUGUCCCUCCCUAUGCUGGCCUCACCCUCUUGCAAACCUGACAGGCAGCAGACAGAAGUAGGCAUUCACCCACAGCGGCUUUACCUCGUGGAAUCCCCGGGCCCUUCGCGGGACCCCAUCCCUGCCCCCCCACACCUGGUCCCCUGUAGGCGCAGAAGGAUGAUGCCGUGCUACCGUCCACCGGGGAACGAGACGCUGCUGAGCUGGAAGGCCUCGCGGGCCACGGGCAUGGCCUUCCUGCUCGUGGCGGCACUGCUGGGGCUGCCGGGCAACGGCUUCGUAGUGUGGAGCUUGGUGGGCUGGCGGCCGGCGCGGGGGCGGCCGCUGGCGGCCACGCUGGUGCUGCACCUGGCACUGGCCGACGGCGCGGUGCUGCUGCUCACGCCGCUCUUCGUGGCCUUCCUGGCAGGCCAGGCGUGGCCGCUGGGCCAGGUGGGCUGCAAGGCGGUGUACUACGUGUGCGCGCUCAGCAUGUACGCCAGCGUGCUGCUCACCGGGCUGCUCAGCCUGCAGCGCUGCCUGGCCGUCACUCACCCCUUCCUGGCUCCGCGGCUGCGCAGCCCGGCCCUGGCCCGCCGUCUGCUGCUGGCCGUUUGGCUGGCCGCCCUGCUCCUCGCCCUGCCGGCCGCCGUCUACCGCCACCUCUGGGGGGACCGCAUAUGCCAGCUGUGCCACCCAUCGCCGGCGCACGCCGCCGUGCACCUGAGCCUGGAGACUCUGACGGCCUUCGUACUGCCUUUCGGGCUGGUGCUCGUUUGCUACGGCGUGACGCUGGCGCGGCUGCGGGCCGCGCGCUGGCGCUCCGGGCGCCGCGGCACCCGCGUGGGCCGGCUCGUGAGCGCCAUCGUACUGGCCUUCGGCUUACUCUGGGCUCCCUACCACGCGGUCAACCUGGUGCAGGCGGCCGCCGCGCUGGCUCCGCCCGAGGGGACCUUGGCCAGGCUCGGCGGCGCGGGCCAGGCGGCGCGGGCGGGCACCACGGCCUUGGCCUUCUUCAGCUCCAGUGUCAACCCGCUGCUUUACGUCUUCACCGCCGGGGACCUGCUGCCCCGCGCGGGUCCGCGGUUCCUCAUGAAGCUCUUCGAGGGCUCCGGGGAGGCCCGAGGGGGCAGCCGCUCCAGGGAAGGGACCAUGGAGCUCCGAACGACUCCUCGCCUACAGGUGGUGGGCCAGGGCCAGGACAACGGGGACCCUGGGGGCGGGCAGCAUAGGGGCAGUCUGGAUUGGGACCUUUGACACCAAACCUUGCACCACGCCUGCUCGGCGCCGCCCCUCUCUGUGUCCCCUCCUGGAAGUCGCCUCUCGGGAGCAUCUGGGGACACUUCGACGGAGGACGGUCACUUGAGGGCUUGUGAGGAUGAGGAUGGCUCAUGUGAGCAGACAUUGCACCUGCAGUUGGUGUGUACCCGCCCGCCGGCGCUGCUCGCCCUCUGCCAGUAGCUAUGACUGUGAAACUCUCCGGGAAGCCACUAGAGGAUGACCCAAGUGUGUUCCUGUCGGUGGCUCAUCAUGGCUGAGCUAUACCUAAGCCACCUGGUUCCCCGCUGGGUCACUUGGGCCUUCCCGGGGCCCUGCCCUGCCAGCCCUUAGCACCUCCCUCUCUGGAUGUAAAGGAAGAAAGAGGAA